This is a messenger RNA of Callorhinus ursinus (northern fur seal), 1978 nucleotides long. It is a transcript of the gene SERPINB2, whose product is annotated as serpin family B member 2. Lineage: Eukaryota; Metazoa; Chordata; Mammalia; Carnivora; Otariidae. The record is from RefSeq and is a predicted model, not a curated record. Gene Ontology annotation, molecular function: serine-type endopeptidase inhibitor activity. Gene Ontology annotation, biological process: negative regulation of endopeptidase activity.
CAAAGGAUAAAGAUUAGAAAGAGAGCGAGAAAAAAAAAAGCCUCUGUGGGAGGGGCAGAGCUUUAUAUAACCAGUCUCCCUGUCUGCACUAUGAUAGCUCUCUGAGGACAGACAGUUUCUUCUCAGCAGUGCCUCCGGGAAUAACCAGAUUGAAACAAUGGAAGACCUUUAUGUGGCCAACACAAUCUUUGCCCUCAAUUUUUUCAAGCAUCUGGCAAAUACUAGUGCCACCCCAAAUCUCUUCUUCUCUCCAUGGAGCAUCUCAUCCACCAUGGCCAUGGUCUACCUGGGUGCCAGGGGCCACACUGCACAUCAGAUGGCCAAGGUGUUUCAGUUUGACAAAGUUGGAGCCCCGAAGACCCCAGUGACCCUAGAGAAACUCACAGGUUGUGAACUCAUGCAGCAGAUCCAGAAGGGCACUUAUCCUGAGGCUAUUUUGCAGGCACAAGCUGGAGCUUCAAUCCAUUCAUCCUUCCGCUCUCUCAGCUCUGCGAUCAAUGCAUCCACAGGGGAGUAUUUAUUGGAGAGCGUCAAUAAACUGUUUGGAGAGAAGUCUGCGAGAUUCACGGAAGAAUAUAUGCAACUCUCCAAGAAAUACUACUCUACGGAACCCCAGGCUGUCGACUUCCUAGAGUGUACUGAAGAAACCAGAAAAAAGAUUAAUUCCUGGGUCAAGACUCAAACCAAAGGCAAAAUCCCAGACUUGUUACCUGAAGGUUCUGUAGAUGGGGACACCAAGAUGGUCCUGGUGAAUGCUGUCUACUUCAAAGGAAAGUGGAAAACUCCAUUUGAGAAGAAAUUAAAUGGGCUUUAUCCUUUCCGUGUGAACGCGACUCAGCGCAAACCUGUACAGAUGAUGUACUUGCAUAAAGAGCUGAACAUUGGAUACAUAAGCGACCUAAAGACUCAGAUUCUGGAACUCCCAUAUGCUGGAGGCGUCAGCAUGUUCCUGUUGCUUCCAGAUGAAAUUGGUGAUGUGUCCACUGGCUUGGAGUUGCUGGAAAGUGAACUAACCUAUGAUAAAUUCAUUAACUGGACCAGCAAAGACACUCUAGCCGAAGACGAUGUGGAGGUGUACCUCCCCCAGUUCAAAUUAGAAGAGCGCUAUGAACUCAGAUCCAUCCUCAGGAGCAUGGGCAUGGAGGAAGCCUUCAGCCAGAGCCAGGCUGACUUCUCAGGAAUGUCCGACACCAAUGACCUGUUUCUGUCCCAAGUGUUCCAUCAAGCCACCGUGGACGUGAACGAGGAGGGCACGGAAGCAGCUGCCGGCACCGGGGCCGUUCUGUCAGGGAGGACUGGCCAUGGAGGUCCACAGUUUGUGGCAGACCAUCCUUUCCUCUUCUUUAUCAUGCACAAAAUCACCAAGAACAUCCUUUUUUUUGGCCGGUUUAUCUCACCCGAAAAUUGAUAAGUUCUGUUUCUGCACAGGAUUUCGUAGUAUGAGCUGUAAGAUUCCAUGAAUUGCAAUAAGUGCCAAAAAUUUAGAGACUUUUCCUAUACAUUUCUGCUUUUUUCUGAACAACUCCUACUACACGCUAAUGAUAAGUACCGAAAUAACGAGACAGCUGUCCACCAUAACGUUGCAAGCCUAUUAAUCAUUUGGUCUCCUAAGUGGAAUGAUGCUCCAGUUAGGUCUUCCUUACUACCGGUUUAUUGUAUAGCAUUAACUUUUACUAUAUUAUUUAUUAUUUUAUAGAAUGGUCUUAAUUAUUGUUCACUGUCAGUUUCAUAUAGCUGAUAGUUACAGAAGCAGAUGAUCAGUUAUUUUUCUAUCUAAAAAAGGACAUUUACUUGUUUGUAUAAUGAGGGAUGAGUGGUUGUCCUUUCCAUGCCCUUUUUAUAAUAAAUACCUAGAAGAAAGCAUUGAACAACAGGAAAAUAUAUGUCAUGUGCAUUUCUAGCAUUAUGUAUCACAUAGAUGUGUCUAUAACUUAUAAAAUUACAACUACAUAUAAAAAAUAAACAUGUUUCUACACAA